AUGUCCUUUUUCCGAGUCCUUCUUUUCGUGAGCCUGGCGCUCUUCAACUUCACGGCCGCAACCUCACGACCCAUUGCUAUCGCUCGCCCUCCACUCGAGACGGGAAGUGUCCAUCGCCGCGGUGUCCCAUACAACGAGGUCAAGUACAUCAAGUACUUCGACGUUGGCGGCAGUCGGGUCACUUGGGCGUACAACUGGGAUUCUCGAUCUCAUGGUGACAUCGACGCAUGGUUUGAGUUCGUCCCAAUGCUGCACUCGAACCGCGCCGACCAGACUGGCAAGUGGGCUGAAGAUGUUCGGGCUGCCGCGUUUGCAAACAAAGACGCGCCCACUCACCUCCUUGGAUUCAAUGAGCCUGACAACUGCGAACCCGGCAUGGGCGGCGCUUGCAUGGACCUCGGCAGCUCAAUUGCUGCGUGGAAACAGCACAUGGAGCCUCAGAAGUCGCUCAAGGAGAAGAUGUAUCUGGGCUCCCCUGCCGUGACCAAUGGACCGAACGGGCUGGCCUACCUCUCAUCUUUCAUCAACGCUUGCACGGGCUGCAGCAUCGACUUCAUCAACAUCCACUGGUACGACGAAGCAAGCAACGCUGCCUACUUCAAGAAGCACGUCGAGGACACCCGCAAGGUCGCCGCCGGCCGUCCCAUCUGGAUCACCGAAUUCAAGCCGCGCGGUAAUGAUGAGCAGAUCGAGGCAUUUCUCGACGAAGUACUUCCUUGGCUUGAUACCUCAAGUGAUGUCCAUCGCUACGCUUACUUCAUGGCGACUACGGGGGACGGAUUCCUGAUCGAUAACGGUGGAAACAGCCUUAGCAACGUUGGAAGCCGUUACGCUUUCGGUGCUUAG
Molecule: messenger RNA, 846 nt
Organism: Ascochyta rabiei
Lineage: Eukaryota; Fungi; Ascomycota; Dothideomycetes; Pleosporales; Didymellaceae
Exons: 4
Coding region: 1-846 (281 amino acids)
Biological process (GO): fungal-type cell wall polysaccharide metabolic process
Cellular component (GO): fungal-type cell wall
Source: RefSeq, a predicted model, not a curated record